ACCUGAGCGGCAUUUCCACAGUAAUGUGGCCGCUCCGACAGGGAAGCUGUCAUGUUUUCCGCCGCAGACCUGUGCUCUGCGUCUUCAACAGUCAAACAUCUCCAUCCGCCUCCCUCUGAAGGCUCCUUAGACCGCAUCACUAUGCUCAUUCCCUGUCUGCAUCCGCGUGGGUUGGCCCAAACUUCUCUCCAAAAUGCACCUGUAUAGGUGAGAUCACUCAACCGGAGUGCAAAGUACACUUUUUUAAAUUAUUUUUUUUUUUUUGUUAAUCAUCUGUCUGAGAGGCCGUCUUUCCCUCCGAGAGUCCACAUCUGCCUGACAGUUAGUUAGCCCUCCGAUGCAAUUAACCCAAGAAGUCGACUUCGCUAAAGGGGACAAAACGCCGACCAGCUCCGCUCCGCAGCCCGACGGAGGCGCCGGAUCUCCGGCCAAAAUGUGCAGCGAAUGCUACGUCAAUCAGACAUUCGUGAACGAUGAUGGCACCGUGAGCGAGCACAAGCCCCGCUCUCUCCCAGCUCCACUCCAGACCACCACCACCACCACCAGCAGCAGCAGUGGAGUCAUCUUGGACAUUUCUGCUCUGAAGAUGGAGCAGCUGGAGAGUGAGGUGCCUCCGCUGCCACUCCACCUCCGCUUCAGAGACCUGCUGCUCGGGGACCAGAACUUCCCAAACGACGACCGAGUGCAGGUGGAGUUUUAUGUGAACGAAAACACCUUCAAAGAGCGUCUGAAGCUUUUCUUCAUCAAAAACCAAAGAUCAAGCCUUAGGAUUCGCGUGUUCAACUUUUGCUUGAAGCUGCUCACCUGCCUGCUGUAUAUCAUCCGAGUGAUGACAGACAACCCCGGUCAGGGGACCAGCAGCAGCCACAUCGCAGUGCAACAAAACUCAGCAAAUGGCAACAAUAAAUGCGUCGACUGCCAGUGGAACGGAUCGGUGCAGGACAGAGAAAUUAACUGGGAGUUGAUCUUCUGGGUGGACAGGAAGCUUCCUGUUUGGGCCAUUCAAGUAAUUGUGGCCAUCAUUAGCUUCCUGGAGACUAUGUUACUAAUGUAUCUGAGCUACAAGGGGAACAUUUGGGAGCAGAUUUUUCAGGUGUCUUUUCUUCUUGAGAUGAUCAACACCGUUCCCUUCAUCAUCACGAUCUUCUGGCCUUCAAUUAGAAACAUCUUCAUUCCCGUGUUUCUCAACUGCUGGCUCGCUAAAUGUGCUUUGGAAAACAUGAUUAAUGAUGUCCACAGAGCAAUCCAGAGAACCAACUCCGCCAUGUUCAACCAGGUCCUGAUCCUCAUCUGCACCCUGCUCUGCCUCGUCUUCACCGGCACAUGUGGGAUUCAGCACCUGGAGAGGGCAGGCAAAAACCUCUCCCUCUUCAACUCCUUCUACUUCUGCAUCGUCACCUUCUCCACUGUGGGGUUUGGAGACGUCACUCCACGCAUUUGGCCGUCUCAGCUGCUGGUGGUCAUAAUGAUCUGUGUGGCUCUGGUGGUUCUACCACUGCAGUUUGAGGAGUUGAUUUACUUGUGGAUGGAGAGGCAGAAGUCUGGAGGGAACUAUAGUCGCCACAGAGCUCAAACAGAAAAACACGUCGUGUUGUGUGUCAGCUCACUCAAAAUAGACCUGCUGAUGGACUUUCUCAAUGAGUUCUAUGCUCAUCCCAGACUACAGGAUUACUAUGUGGUGAUCCUGUGCCCAAGUGAGAUGGACGUGCAAGUGCGAAGGGUGCUGCAGAUUCCCCUGUGGUCUCAGAGGGUCAUCUAUCUGCAGGGAUCGGUCCUCAAAGACCAGGAUCUGAUGAGAGCCAAGAUGGACGACGCAGAGGCUUGUUUCAUUCUGAGCAGCCGGAACGAGGUGGACCGCAUGGCUGCGGACCAUCAGACCAUUUUGAGAGCUUGGGCAGUGAAGGACUUUGCACCAAACUGCCCUCUUUAUGUGCAAAUACUCAAACCUGAGAAUAAGUUCCAUGUUAAAUUUGCAGAUCAUGUUGUGUGUGAGGAGGAGUUCAAAUAUGCCAUGCUGGCUCUUAAUUGUGUGUGCCCUGCUACUUCCACCCUGGUGACGCUCCUCGUGCACACUUCCCGUGGACGAGAAGGACAACAGUCUCCAGAACACUGGCAGAGGAUGUAUGGAUGUUGCUCUGGCAACGAGGUCUACCACAUUCGCCUGUGCGACAGCAAGUUCUUCGGAGAGUAUAAUGGAAAAAGCUUUACAUACGCCUCCUUCCAUGCUCACAAAAAGUACGGUGUUUGCCUUAUCGGAAUAAAGAGGGAGGAGAACAAAAGCAUUCUGCUUAAUCCUGGACCGCAUCACAUCAUGGCAUCCACAGACACCUGUUACUACAUCAACAUCACCAAGGAGGAGAACUCCGCCUUCAUCUUUAACCAGGAGGAGAGGAAGGGACGCCCCGCUGGGGGAAUCUACGAUGGGCCCUCACAGCUGCCUGUGCACAGCAUCAUUGCCAGCAUGGGUACGGUUGCAAUAGAUCUCCAGAACACAAGUCCACCAAACAUCUCGGGGGGUAAAUUGGUCCCGCCUACUGUGAAUGGAACAGGCAUUCGUCGUCCGAGUAUUGCCCCAGUCCAGGAAAUUGCUGAUGCCAACUCUAUCCUUGCAUGUGAUCUUCUGGGUGACCAAUCAGAAGACGAUUCUGUCUUCACAGAUGAAAAAGGUCGUUCGCCCACAGAGUAUGUUAAAGGUUAUCCUCUGAACUCGCCAUAUAUCGGGAGCUCGCCCACUUUGUGCCAUCUGUUGGCUGAAAAAGCCCCGUUUUGCUGCCUACGACUGGAUCAGGGGUGCAGGCACAACAGUUUUGUGGAUGCCAAAGCGUACGGAUUUAAGAACAAACUCAUCAUUGUGUCAGCCGAGACCGCGGGGAACGGUCUCUAUAACUUCAUCGUGCCUCUCAGAGCUUAUUACAGACCCAGGAGAGAGCUCAACCCCAUUGUGUUGCUGCUGGAUAACCCGCCGGAUAAUCAUUUCCUGGAAGCCAUUUGUUGUUUUCCGAUGGUGUACUACAUGGCCGGGACCAUUGACAAUCUGGACAGCCUGCUGCAGUGUGGAAUCAUCUACGCUGAUAACUUGGUUGUCGUGGAUAAAGAGAGCACGAUGAGUGCAGAGGAAGACUACAUGGCCGAUGCCAAAACUAUUGUGAACGUACAAACUAUGUUCAGGUUGUUCCCCAGUCUCAGCAUCAUCACUGAGCUCACUCAUCCCUCCAACAUGAGGUUCAUGCAGUUCAGAGCUAAAGACUGCUAUUCCCUGGCUCUCUCCAAGCUGGAGAAGAAAGAACGUGACAAAGGCUCCAAUCUGGCCUUCAUGUUUCGUCUGCCAUUCGCUGCUGGCAGAGUUUUCAGCAUCAGCAUGCUCGACACCCUCCUCUAUCAGUCUUUUGUCAAAGACUACAUGAUACUCAUUACAAGGCUGCUGCUGGGACUGGACACCACGCCGGGAUCGGGGUUCCUCUGUGCUAUGAAAAUAACCGAGGGAGAUUUGUGGAUCAGCACGUAUGGGAGAUUGUUCCAGAAGCUCUGCUCCAGUAGUGCUGAAAUUCCCAUCGGGAUCUACCGCACGGAGUCGCACAUUUUUUCUACCUCUGAGUCACAAGUGUCUGUCAGUGUAGAUGACUGCGAGGACACGAAAGACAGAGCGGACGACUCCCGCAGCAAUGUCCAGUCAGACCCUCCCCUGCGGAGGAAGAAGAGCAUGCAGUGGGCACGGCGUCUGAGCAAGAAAAGCGUGAGGUGGCAGGGGGGCAGCCGGGACUUGAACAAAGAUCAAGCCCAGCGCAUCGCUCAGCAGCGCCUCAACCUCUACAGACGCUCAGAGAGGGAGGAGCUGUCUGAGCUGGUCCGCAACCGGAUGAGGCAUCUCGGCCUCCCCACCUCUGGAUAUGCAGAAGACCUGUCAAAUCUGACCGCCAGUGAUGUGAUGAACAGAGUUAACCUGGGGUACCUACAAGAUGAGCAGAAUGACCAGCAGAACACUCUGUCUUAUGUGCUCAUUAACCCGUCUCCUGACACCAGGCUGGAGCUUAACGAUGUUGUGUAUCUGAUCCGCUCCGACCCUCUGGCUCACGUUCCAGAGGAGCCGCCCAUCCACAGCAGCAGCCUGAAGGAGAGACGUGAGUCCAGCAUCGACGUCAGAGAGGACACCCAGCUCUGAAACCAAACUUUUUUUAAUGCACCCCUCCUACACAGAGCGUCUGGAAAAAGACAAAGAUGUCUGUAAAUGUUUGAGUGCCUACUGCUAUCCGGACACACUAGAUGCCAUCUGUGUCGUCCUUUUGCCACAAACGCCGUUCAGCAGAAUACUGCAUGGGGUCAUUCUCUGCUCUCAUGGAUGAGCAGUUUUCCUGCUAGAAAACUGAAUUUGUCAGGGCUUUUGUGAUUAUUUAUUUAUUUUUCCUGCUUACCGGUACACCUAAAAACAUCUCCAAACCUCUCUAGGAGGAUUGGAAAUUUCAGGUGUAAGCAGAUGAGCAGUUUUCUGCAGCAUUCGACUCAGAUGACACACUAAAUAUUUGGUACACUUUUUGUAGCUAAAUCAGCAAAGUGGUUUUUCAGUGGUUUGAGGUCUAAUUUAGUAGGUGAAGUGUGAACUUACCAUUGUGUUGCUAUCAGAGAAGCACUCUCCAGCCUUUAUAGCAGGCUGUGUUUAACUGUAUGAGGCAUUUAUCUUGUUUUCCACCAUAUUUAUAACGUCACUCUCUGCAGUCCUCAGUGGCAGUUCUGCUUAAAUCCACAGCUGUGGUUGUUUUUGGAGAAAUCGAUAUCGAGUUUUUCAUUUGACUCUUUGUACAAAUGUUAGUGCUGACUAUAUUUGCACUUGAGUCCGGGUUUUACGUGCACAUUAAAGUGCUGUUUAAUGUA
Molecule: messenger RNA, 4866 nt
Organism: Oryzias latipes (Japanese medaka)
Lineage: Eukaryota; Metazoa; Chordata; Actinopteri; Beloniformes; Adrianichthyidae
Gene: kcnt1a
Product: potassium sodium-activated channel subfamily T member 1a
Biological process (GO): potassium ion transmembrane transport
Cellular component (GO): plasma membrane
Molecular function (GO): outward rectifier potassium channel activity; intracellular sodium-activated potassium channel activity
Source: RefSeq, a predicted model, not a curated record